Molecule: messenger RNA, 2682 nt
Organism: Micropterus dolomieu (smallmouth bass)
Lineage: Eukaryota; Metazoa; Chordata; Actinopteri; Centrarchiformes; Centrarchidae
Gene: mafgb
Product: v-maf avian musculoaponeurotic fibrosarcoma oncogene homolog Gb
Exons: 3
Coding region: 498-1019 (173 amino acids)
Biological process (GO): regulation of epidermal cell differentiation; regulation of transcription by RNA polymerase II
Cellular component (GO): nucleus
Molecular function (GO): RNA polymerase II cis-regulatory region sequence-specific DNA binding; DNA-binding transcription factor activity, RNA polymerase II-specific
Source: RefSeq, a predicted model, not a curated record
CCGCUGCCGUUUAAAGGGCAGCAGUCCGGUAGUGCUGAAUCAUCACGAACCAGUCGUCGUCCAGACCCGUACUACACGCGCUUCCGAGACCGGGUCUGGCGCUGGAACAGCCACGCCAACCGACCAACCGGCGAUUUCAUAACAACGCAGACAAAGGGGGCGUACGGCUGUCAAGCUUAAACAAGAAGCCAUGUGUCGGAAUUAGAAGACCGUGCGGGGAGUCCGAGUAGGCUCACCGUGCCGCUGGUAUGGCCGGGGAUCCCCUUGUAUUGUGGCUACUGACUGUCUAGAUAUUUAGAAAGCAAGAGGAGCUAGAUGAAAAACAAUAACGUAGAGACUAAUAACUUAGGACACCCUGGAUAACAACACCUCACCGUUAGCUUCCUCGACUGUCCUCUGCUCGGGGUGCUGAAGCGGCAGUGGCGGACACAGACUGGAGCCACUGACCGUCUGCUGCCUCUUCACAGGUCUGUUCAGAAGGGCAAGGCUCUUGUGGCAUGACGACGACUAACAAAGGAAAUAAAGCCUUGAAGGUGAAGCGUGAGCCGGGAGAGAAUGGCACCAGCCUCACAGACGAGGAGCUGGUGACCAUGUCAGUGCGGGAGCUGAACCAGCACCUCAGAGGGCUCACCAAAGAAGAGAUCCUGCAACUGAAACAACGGCGGCGCACCCUCAAGAACCGGGGCUACGCCGCCAGCUGCCGGGUGAAGCGGGUCACCCAGAAGGAGGAGCUGGAGAAGCAGAAGGCCCAGCUGCAGCAGGAGGUGGACAAACUGGCCAAUGAGAAUGCUUCGAUGCGCGUUGAGCUGGACGCUCUGAGGUCCAAGUACGAGGCAUUACAGACCUUCGCCAGGACCGUGGCACGGAGCCCCACUGUCGGGGUUGGGGUUAGGCCUGGAGGGGGAGGAGGAGGGGGAGGGGUGCCGUCAUCAGUCAUUGGUCCACUGAUACCAGGGAAGGUAGCAACAGCGACGAGUGUGAUCACAAUAGUGAAAUCAAAAACAGAUGCACGGUCUUGAGGGAGCGAACGAUAGAUGAGGGUGUGUUGGGGGUGGAGUCAUUCUUCUUCUCUGCUGGCCACCUCUCCUCCACCUGCACUGACUUCAAACAGCUGGGCAGCCUUGAUCAAACCGCCUCAGCAUGUUCCCAUCACCUGUCUCACAUCAGUGCAGGUGAAGGAAAGGAUGGAAGCAGAGGAAGAUCAUUGAGACUCUGAUGAUGCAAGCCCUUGGUCAGCGCAUGAUCAUUUAGCACAGGACAGAUACACAGGGUUCCUACAGUCACUGAAAGCCUGGAAAAGAAUUUGAGAUUAGUUUUAUUCCAGGCCAGGCAGGGGGAAAAAAGAUUUUAAAAAACGUAAAUGUCCAAAAUACUUUGGAAAAAUCAUGCAAUUUUGUUCAGUUGCCAUUUACGUCAGUCAAGUGUCAAGUUUUACCGCUGGUAGAUCUUCAUAUGCGUAAGUGCGUAAUAAUCCCAUUAAACGUUUGCACACUAGAUUUGAAGUUUGCCAGAACGUAGAUAUAGAACAUUUAAAUUUGCUACAGCAACACAAAUAUAUUCUAACACAUGUGUUAUACAUAUGUAAUAGAAUCAGGAGGACAGUAUUGAUGUGUUAGUUAUAGGAAAGUUGUUGGAUUAGAUUGUUUUGGGUCCCUGACUUCCAAAAGAAUAGAUUUCAUGUGACCUGCUGAUUUCAGUGGCUGCAGAGAAAUCCCAUCUUGCUCCACCUAGCCAAGAACCUUUUCAGAAAAGUACUAUAGAAAAAUAUAUAUUACACAAUGGUGGUACCUGUAUUUCUACUGUUUUGUACUUUGUUGUCAUUCACAUGAGGUCCAAAGUGUAUUCUCUGUGUGUCAAUUGUUAUAUAUCAGGAAUUCUGUGAUAUUCUGUGGCGCGUGUUCGUUUUGGUAUUGCUAUAUUUACUUAGCUGUAUUUUUUCUACGGCCUCUUCACUUUCUAUGUCCAACUCUCUUUCUCUUACCUAUUCUUUCUCUGUCCUUCCAUUUAUCAAUUCCAAUUGGUUACCAAUUAUUACACACAGUACUUCCUGGAUCGAACAGAGAGAGCUGGGGGGGGUAAAAAUAUAUUCAAGAAAAUUGGAAGGGCUAGUGCCUUGGUCUCCUAAAGAUAUGCAUCAAUAAGAAGUCAAGAGGACAUUGUGGAAGGAUGGUGGAGAUUCGAUGCAGGUGUUUGCUUAAAACCUGUGCUUAAUAGGAUACACUGACCAAUCAGGGAUCAGUUUGUAACAGCAUUUAACUCUCGCUGUGCGUUGUUGUAUGAGCUGUGUAGUACCCAUCAGCAACACCCAUUUUUGUGACUUGACAGUUCAUGUACUUGCAAAACAGGAGCCUGCAGUUAGCCUAAUUGUCUGGAUUGGAUACUGACUCAGAAAUCUAGGUUUUUAACCUACAGCAAAAUGUUUGCUUCAAAUCAAAGUGGUUAACAGUGCAUUCCUUGUGCUUUUAACUACAAAGCUCACUGUACACAAGUGUAAAUGUGAUUACUGACAACGCAGUCAGCCAGCAAGGAUCGCAAAGAUGCUUCUCAGAAUUUGCAGUCACAUAAAUGGGAUGCCAUUUCACACGAGUUUUACCAUAAAAGUAGUCGUAUAUGGUGUUGUAUACUCAAAGAAUCUUUGUCUCUGUAUGAUAGUCUGGAAUUUUAUAAAGACAAUUAUCUUUG